AAGUUCAGUGGCAUUAGCGUCAAUUCAUCACUCUGUGUAUGCUCGUGUCGAAACGUGAUAGGUCGAUUUAAGGAUACUCGUACUGAUGCGUGGCACGAGAUGAGAAACAGAGAUAGUUUAAAAGCGGAGGCGCUAGAGGGACUGAGGGAGCAAGCCAAACUCUGCCAUGGCUUCACCACCACCACCGUCAUGUCGGUGGUCGUGCGGGACAAGGAGCUACUCGUACUCGAGAAAAUUGUCUUAUUCUAUCGUGUUCUCAUUUCACGAAACUCCGUCAAAGCGCUGUCGUUUUCGAAUUCUCUCUCUGCACAACUCCCCGUCAGGAGUACCAUCCUCAUCAUCGAAUCCUCUUGGUGAUGAAAAUCCCAGGUCUAGAUCUGGGGCUGAUUUCGGGAGCCGGAAGCAGGCCGAGCUCAGUAAUAAUAGUCCAAAUAGCAUCACCUCCAAGGUUUCGGCGGGUUCCAUCCAAAUAAAUCGGUCGCGGAAGAAACAAACCCAGCGAUCUCUGUGGCGAAGGAUUUUUUUCGCGUCGAAGAAAGUCAGGAGUAUAAUUUUGCUCAAUGUCCUUACGCUUAUCUAUGCAAGUGAUAUUCCGGUUUUGAAAGAAAUUGAAGCCAUCGUGGAUCCAGCAUCCUUCACUGUUGUGCGAUUUGUUGCUUGUGCCAUUCCAUUCCUCCCAUUUGUAUUAAAAUCCCGAGGUGAUAUUCACACUCGCAAUGCAGGGAUAGAGUUAGGUUUUUGGGUUAGUCUAGGAUACCUUAUGCAGGCUCUUGGACUUCUAACAUCUGAUGCUGGGCGUGCGUCCUUUAUAUCUACGCUCACUGUAAUUGUGGUUCCCUUGCUUGAUGGUAUGUUAGGGGCAACAGUUCCUGCCCAUACCUGGUUUGGAGCUCUUAUGUCCAUCAUAGGAGUUGCAAUGCUGGAGUCCAGUGGAUCUCCUCCAAGUGUUGGAGAUUUACUCAACUUCUUAAGUGCAGUGUUUUUUGGUGUACAUAUGCUAAGAACCGAACACAUUUCAAGGACCACGCACAAAAAGAAAUUCUUACCUCUUCUUGGGUUUGAGGUAUGUGUUAUUGCCCUCUUUUCAACAAUAUGGUAUUUUUCCCAAGGCUGGUUUGGGGGCAUCCAAGACUCUAGUCCAUCGUCUUGGACAUGGACCGUCUUUUGGGAUUGGAUGGUUACAUUUCCAUGGAUUCCUGCACUUUAUACAGGCAUAUUGACGACGGGGUUAUGCUUAUGGAUAGAGAUGUCUGCAAUGCGUGAUGUAUCAGCCACCGAAACUGCAAUUAUUUACGGCUUGGAGCCUGUUUGGGGUGCUGGCUUUGCCUGGUUUCUCCUUGGUGAAAGGUGGGGUGCCAUUGGAUGGAUCGGGGCUGCCCUUGUGCUUGGUGGAAGCUUAACAGUACAGAUACUCGCAUCAUCACCAAGUCAGUCUGAUGUCAAUGAAGGGCUGAUAGAGAGAGCUGAUCUGUUAUCAGAUAAGAAAAAUGGUCUCUCUACCACCCCAGUUGUUAUUAGUUCCAACGAUAACCGUCGUAAUCUUUUAAAGUAAUAUCGCGGGUAACUCCUUCCCUCUACUUGAUUUAGUUGUAUCAUCUUGUAGUCUUAUAGUCUUUGAUCUAUAGCCACUUUUAAAUGGCUGUUAAAUGCCUCAAAAGGCUCUUUGCCUUGAAUGUAUAUAAAGUAAUGUUUACAUAUAGAUACUCCUAUACAAAUAUAUAAUGGAAUUGGAUAUGGGCAAUACUGUAAGUGUAUCAUGAAUUCAUGACUGGUAUUUGAAAUGUAAUUCUACAUCUUGUGUACUAUUUUGAGCUAUUAAGUAUGAAUAUUCUUUGGAGAA
Tripterygium wilfordii is the source of this 1840-nucleotide messenger RNA. RefSeq lists its product as uncharacterized. The transcript has 7 exons. The record is from RefSeq and is a predicted model, not a curated record. Gene Ontology annotation, cellular component: membrane. Bases 167 to 1552 code for a protein of 461 amino acids. NCBI's taxonomy places the organism in Eukaryota, Viridiplantae, Streptophyta, Magnoliopsida, Celastrales, Celastraceae.